CUCGAUGAACUAAAUCCGGUGUAAUCGGCUUUCAACAGAGACGGUACUUCCCGUACUACUAGUACUUUACUAGUACUACUAGUGAUAGUAUCAACUGAGGACUAGAUUUUCAUAUACGAUACACAAUGAAUGAGCCAGAAAUUUUGACAGAGGUACCAGGGACACUGAAAAGGCUGAUUAGAUUGGUUGUCCGUGGAUUCUACAGUCUGGAACAUGCGAUGAUCAUUGACCUUCUAGUGCGGAAUCCUUGCAUGAAAGAAGAUGAUAUUGUAGAGAUUCUCAAGUUUGAAAGAAAGCAACUCAGAGCUCUGAUAAACACUUUGAAAACAGAAAAAUUUGUAAAGACUCGAAUGAAAAUGGAAACUGAUGCUGAAAACAAAUCCACUCGGCAGACAUACUACUUUAUCAAUUAUCAAGUGUUUGUCAAUAUUGUCAAAUAUAAACUAGACCAUAUCCGCAGAAAGAUUGAGAUGGAAGAAAUGCACAACACUAGCAGAGCCUCUUUCAGAUGUCCCACUUGUGAAAAGACUUUCACAGACCUUGAAGUUAAUGAGUUGUUUGACAUGAUGAGUGGGACAUUUCGUUGUACAUUCUGUGAGAAUGAGGUAGAGGAAGAUGGCGGAGCAUCAUCAGUCCAGGACUCACGGACAUUACUGGCCAAAUUCAAUGAACAGAUACAGCCAGUAUAUGACCUACUACAGAAGUGUGAUGACAUUAAAUUAGCUCCUGAGCUAUUGGAACCAGAACCCACAGAUCUCAACAAAAUCCACAAUAGGUCACAUUCAUCAAAGACAGCCAAUAUAGACAGGGAGGUUUGGAGUGGGGACAAGAAUCGUGCCGUCAAUUAUAACCUGGGAUCCAACUCCACAGUCACCAUCAGUAUGGGAGGGGAGAAUGAGACAGAUAAACAAGAGGCAGUGAAAAAGGUCCCUGUCUGGAUGUCACACAGCACGGUGGAGGGAGCGCAGGAGGACAGCAGGAGCCCCGCUGUUAAUGAGGAUUUCAAACCCAACCACAUGGAUACAGCAAAUCGCUCAGCGGUCAACAGUGAAAUUGAAACAAUCCUGUACAUUCAUGAGAAGAAGGGCGGGACACAAGGGGCAGCCCUUCCUGGACAGAAAAAUGAAAGCUCCAGUAGUGACUCGGAGGAAGAAACACCAAAAUUUUCCACCCCUUCUCACCACUCAGUUGAGGAGAUGGAGAGUGAGGAGGAAGACCCUAUGGUUAUGGUUGCUGGGAGAAAAGUGUCCCUCCAUGAAGUCACAGAUGAAAUGGUGACUAAAAUGUCUCCAGAAGAGAAAGCGGAGUACAUCAGGCUGGGACGAGAGCUGUAUCAAAACAUGUACGAAUGAAGUGUUCAAUUCAUCAGGCUGGGACAAGAGUUGUAUCAAAACAUGUACGAAUGAAGUGUUCAAUUCAUCAGGCUGGGACGAGAGUUGUGUCAAAACAUGUACAAAUAAAGUGUCAGUUCAUCAGGCUGGGACGAGAGUUGUAUCAAAACAUGUACAAAUAAAGUGUUCAGUUCAUCAGGCUGGGACGAGAGCUGUAUCAAAACAUGUACGAAUGAAGUGUUCAGUUCAUCAGGCUGGACAAGAGUUUUGUCAAAACAUGUACAAAUAAAUUGUUCAGUUCAUCAGGCUGGGACGAGAGUUGUAUCAAAACAUGUACGAAUUAAGUGUUCAAUUCAUCAGGCUGGGACGAGAGUUGUAUCAAAACAUGUACGAACAAGAGGUACUGUGAGCAAUGCUCACUAAGAAUACCCCCCGCUUACCCCAAUCUCCCAAAGGGUGUUGGUAAUAGGUAUAAACUACCUCUUUUCUGAGUGUAAAAAACAAAUGGCAUGACAAACUGAACCAUAUUGCUACUUCGAUGUCCAGUGCACGUGACCUUUGACCUUUUGACCCCAAAAUCGAUAGGGAACAUCUUCAUCCCAUGGGUAGUCCAUAUGUAUGAUAUGGUGACUGUAGGUGGAAAGGAUAACGCUUUAGAGCCCGGAAACCAUAUUGCUACUUCGAUGUCCAGUGCGCUUGACCUUUGACCUUUUGACCCCAAAAUCGAUAGGGAACAUCUUCAUCCCAUGGGUAGUCCAUAUGUAUGAUAUGGUGACGGUAGGUGGAAAGGAUAAUGCUUUAGAGUCCGGAAACCAUUGCGUCUACAGACGGAUGGACGGACAGACGGACAACCCGAUUCCAGUAUACCCCCCCCCCCCCCCCCCCCCCACAACUUGUUGCGGGGGGUAUAAUGAAGUGUUCAAUUCAUCAGGCUGGGACGAGAGCGGUGUCAAAACAUGUACGAAUGAAGUGUUCAAUUCUAAAAGCUUUAUAAAAAUAUGUACAAAUAUAGCAUUUGAUUCAUCUGAUUUGGAUAAAGACUUUCUCAAAGUAGGGAUUUUCACUGUGUGUCUUCUAAAUGACAAAAUGAUGUGACAUUUGACAUGUUUUAUAGGUCUUUGUAAUUCCAUGUACCAGUUCACAUAAUGCCAAUAUGAUGAAUUAGAAAUGAAUUUCACUUGUUAAUUAAAGAAAAUUUGACAUUUGCA
Molecule: messenger RNA, 2539 nt
Organism: Ostrea edulis (European flat oyster)
Lineage: Eukaryota; Metazoa; Mollusca; Bivalvia; Ostreida; Ostreidae
Product: general transcription factor IIE subunit 1-like
Exons: 5
Coding region: 126-1352 (408 amino acids)
Biological process (GO): transcription initiation at RNA polymerase II promoter; transcription open complex formation at RNA polymerase II promoter
Cellular component (GO): transcription factor TFIIE complex
Source: RefSeq, a predicted model, not a curated record